UUGGCCAUCCCGUUGGUCAUUGCGUUGAUCGUUCUGCACUGUUUGUUCUGUAUCGGACUCAUGGUGACAUUUUUCCACGGUUCCGGACCCCUUCCGCCCAUGUCGGCUCCCGUGGCUCCGGUCGUUCCGAACGCGGUACCUGCGAUACAACCGAAUGUCGAAUCACAAAAAUUGGCCCCCGUUGUAAAACGUGACGCGCCCGUACCUGUCCACGCAACUCCUGGUGCUCGGCCGGAUUAG
Echinostoma caproni is the source of this 240-nucleotide messenger RNA. The record is from the annotation of a GenBank genome assembly. NCBI's taxonomy places the organism in Eukaryota, Metazoa, Platyhelminthes, Trematoda, Plagiorchiida, Echinostomatidae.